AUGGAAUUGGCUGCUCAACAAAUGGGUGUUGAUGUUCUUAUUUCUGGUCAUACUCAUGAUGGCAUAUUCUAUAUAAAUCCAGGUUCAGCGACGGGCGCAUUUUCAUUAAUCAAAGACAAAGUCAUCCCCUCAUUUAUUGUAUUGGAUGUUCAAACUGAUGUUAUCAUUGCCUAUAUAUACAGACUUCUGGAUGAUGAAGUGAAGGUUGAGAGGUCUCAAUUUAAGAAGAGUGGACAUUCAAUUGGUUUUACUUAA
Messenger RNA from Meloidogyne enterolobii, 255 nucleotides. Lineage: Eukaryota; Metazoa; Nematoda; Chromadorea; Rhabditida; Meloidogynidae. The record is from the annotation of a GenBank genome assembly.